AUGGAGUCGGGUUCAGUGAGAUCUAGUCUCUCUGUGGCACAGGCCAUAACCUCCAGAAGUUCCUCAUAUGUGGGGCAUGCAGGCUGGGAAGACUCAUCAGCUUCUACACCUUCUGCCACCUCACCUCGACGCUCAAGGGUCCUGAGCAGCAGGGUGCAGACGCUGGCCCCAUUUCCCUCGAGAAAAGGGACAAACAUGAAUACAGUGAGUAAUUUGAGAAUUGUUCUGCUAGGAAAGAAUGAAUCAGAAAACAGCCGAUUGGGAAACAUUAUAUUGGAUACAACAGCAUUUAGCAGUGAUGCUCCAUCUUAUUUACAGCAGCACAGUGUGAGAAUCAGUGGAGAGGUGGAGAAGAGACACAUCACAGUCAUCAACACUCACCUGCUCCAGCCGAAUCUCUCAGAGGAUCAGAUAAUAGAGGCAGUGAGAGAGUGUGUGUCUCUGUCUGCUCCAGGACCUCAUGUGUUUGUACUCGUAAUGCAGUAUAAUGACUUCACUGAGAACGACAGAAACAGAGUGAAAUAUGUGCUGAACCUCUUCAGUGAGCAGGCCAUGAAACAUACUAUAGUGCUGACUACUGAUGAAGAGACACGCGGAUUCAUAUUCAGAUAUAGGAAUAUCGCUAUUCAUGAUUUAAUAAAGGAGUGUGAAGGAAGACAUCUUCAGUUUGAUACAAGCAACCCAGGAUGGCCAUCAGAGUUGUUCAGAAAGACAGAGGAGAUACUCAAGAAAGAACGUGAAGAUUUUCUCAUUGGUAACAUGUAUGAGGAUGGAGGUGAUGGAUCAUCAGUGGAUGAAGAUCUAAGCAGAUCUGGAGCUUCAGUCAGAGAUGACAAUGAAGAGGAGGAUCCUGAUCUUAAAGAGUGCACAAAAACAGGACGCGGUGGAGGAGUUACAGUGAAAGCAGAAAUUAAAGCAUAUGGUUGA
Messenger RNA from Sinocyclocheilus grahami, 927 nucleotides. Its product is annotated as GTPase IMAP family member 8-like. Lineage: Eukaryota; Metazoa; Chordata; Actinopteri; Cypriniformes; Cyprinidae. The transcript has 4 exons. Gene Ontology annotation, molecular function: GTP binding. The coding region runs from base 1 to 927 and encodes 308 amino acids. The record is from RefSeq and is a predicted model, not a curated record.